AUGCGUUUCUCAACCAUCACCGUCUCUGUACUCGCCGCCGGCCUGGCCGUCGCCUCCCCGAACUCCAUCGCCAAGCGCGAAAGCCAGGAGAUGACCAACGUCAUUGCGUUCGCUGCCCAGCAAGCCGACUGCAGUCUCUUUGACUGCGCUGCUGUAGUCGCUGCUGGCGCCUGUAUUGCUGGAGCACUCGCAGUUCCAGGUGCCGUUCCCGCAGUUCUGGCUUGUGUUGGUGGUGGUGCUCCUUCGAUCUGCCCCUGCGCCGGAUGCAUUGACGCCCUCAAUAACUUCCUGGUCGAAAACAACGUCUGCCCCGAAUAA
This is a messenger RNA of Alternaria postmessia, 318 nucleotides long. RefSeq lists its product as uncharacterized. The coding region runs from base 1 to 318 and encodes 105 amino acids. The transcript has 2 exons. The record is from RefSeq and is a predicted model, not a curated record. Lineage: Eukaryota; Fungi; Ascomycota; Dothideomycetes; Pleosporales; Pleosporaceae.